Dentiscutata erythropus is the source of this 924-nucleotide messenger RNA. The record is from the annotation of a GenBank genome assembly. NCBI's taxonomy places the organism in Eukaryota, Fungi, Glomeromycota, Glomeromycetes, Diversisporales, Gigasporaceae.
AUGGUAUUUGGUGCUGAUGUAUUCCAUCCUGGCAGAGAGGAUAAGAAAGGUCGCCCAUCUGUGGCUGCUGUUUGUGCUUCAAUGGAUGCCACAACGACUACAUAUGUUUCUCGUUAUCGUAUGAAUAAAACAUUAAGAAAUGAAAUAAUAGAGACGAUUGACGAUAUGGCCGUAGAAUUACUUGAAGAAUUCAAAAGAAGAAAUGGUGCUCUUCCUGAUCAAAUUAUAUUCUAUCGUGAUGGUGUCGCAGAAGGCCAAUUCGAAAAAGUUAUGAAUGAAGAAGUUGAAUUGCUAAAACGGGCAUUCGUAAAGUUUUAUUCUUCAAAGCCUCCUCCAAAGCUUACAUUUAUUAUUGUACAAAAACGUCACCAUGCUCGGUUUAUGCCCGUUGAUCCUAAAAAUUCUGGUCCUAAUGGAAGCGGAAAUUGUCUCCCAGGAACUGUAGUUGAUUCCGGAAUUGUGGUACCUCAAUACUUUAGUUUUUAUUUACAAUCACAUGCCAGCCCGCUUGGUACUGCUAGGUCAACGUACUAUCAUGUGAUAUUGAACGAAGGUGAUUUUUCUGCUGAUGAGAUGUAUGAAUUGACGUAUAAGUUAUGCUUUUUGUCUGUUAGAUGUAAUCUAUCUAUUUCUCAUGUCACUCCGGUACAUUAUGCUCACCAUAUCGCAAAUCAAGCAAAACACUUUGUUACAUUUGAUGAAAUUGUAGAUGAUUUUGGUGGUCGUGGAGGUAGAGGCGGUAGAGGUCGUGGGGGUCGUGGAGGCCGUGGCGCCCGUGGAGGUCGUGGUGCCCGUGGAGGUCGUGGUGGCCGUGGUGGUGGAAGAGGUGGUGGUCCUCUCGAACCAGGAGAACGUCCAACAGUUCUAAACGGAGAUUGGCAACGUGUAAAACCUACUAUUGAAAAUACUAUGUAUUUUGUAUAA